Paramormyrops kingsleyae is the source of this 4475-nucleotide messenger RNA. RefSeq names its product grainyhead-like transcription factor 2b (gene grhl2b). Gene Ontology annotation, molecular function: DNA-binding transcription activator activity, RNA polymerase II-specific; RNA polymerase II cis-regulatory region sequence-specific DNA binding. The record is from RefSeq and is a predicted model, not a curated record. Gene Ontology annotation, biological process: brain development; regulation of transcription by RNA polymerase II; neural tube development. Gene Ontology annotation, cellular component: nucleus. NCBI's taxonomy places the organism in Eukaryota, Metazoa, Chordata, Actinopteri, Osteoglossiformes, Mormyridae.
UGUAUUAUCCUGAAUACUGCCAAUUGUUGAUUAAUAACGAUAAAAUAUAGACCGUAAAAUGUUUACAAUAAAAUUAUAAGCACAAAAAAGUUUUUACAAAUGUAUAUUAGUGUCCCACAAUCCUUUUUCUUUUACAGAGUUUAUUACAUUAAUUCAGAGGCGAUGCGGGGAAAAUCUUGCAAUUAGCAAUGCGGCCAAAUAUCCGUAUUCACCCGAUAUGCGAUCCUGUAUGUAGAUUCGAUUUUACUACGUUUGCUCCCCCGGUUAUGGUGGGUGUACAUUUGUAGGCUAUUUAAUUUAUUUGGCAGUGGAAAAAAGCAGUUUUUAAGCUUUUAAUUCUUAAGAUCGAAGCUUGUUAAUAUUAAAACAUUCCGAUGUGAAUGAAAGUGUGACUUCUGUCAAAUAAACAUAGCAUUUUAUAAUAUAUUGCUUAAUUGUCGUUGUUAUUUAACCUACUUUGCUUUGUGAAAUGUAUUAUUUCACAACAUAAAGUAUAGCUUUAAUAAAUUCUAGUUAGAUAAUGAGCUGUUUGGUAAACAUUGUGUUUAUUACCUGCUUAAUUGGUUUGUCUUUCAGUGCUUGAAGCUUAAAUUUUAAAAAAUUAGAUUAGGCUCAUAUUUCGACUCAGCGAUCUGAAGGUAGUUUUUAACUUUCUUUGUUAUUUUUCCUUUAUUUUUUAUUUCAAAAACACCUACUGUUUUUCAGUUACAGCUUCAGGAUUUAGAUGAUGUAUUGCACAUCAACACGGCUUCAGACACACCCGUAAAUACAUCUCACACGCGUGUCAUGUGUUUGUACUGAAAUAUGAGUGAUUCAGUCAUCUUUUACACAUACUCGCGCCAGUCAGCAAACGCAUGCGCGUUAAUGCGUCUCAAUAUUUGGGUCUGUUUCGGCCAACACCAGCAAGGCACUGACAACUCGGACUUUCCAAAACCUGUCGUCUCGAGUUGGUUUGGGUCGUUUGUAUGUGAGGCUCUGUAGGAUUCUGGGAGAGGCCUUAUCACAGGGGUCCAUUUAGACUUUGAUCUUCACCCCCGGCCAUGUAUCCUGCAGGUGCAGAUUCUGUAAUGCCCUGGGUGAGGGUCUAGGGGUAACUUUAACAGGCAGGGCUUAUCCUUCAUUCCGAUUUACGUUAGCCGCAGUGAGAAGAAGAACAACUGUUACUUUAGGUGUAAGGAAUGAGCAGCAGAAGCGUGUGGCUCUGUAAGAUCUGAAAAGGGGUUGUUGAUAGAUGGAGAGAGCGGAUCCCACAGCACAUGGGAGAUGAUGUAAGGAUCGGCGCACACGCAGACACGGAGAGAUAUCAUGUUGUAUGCACACUGGCGAGAGCGCUGCUCUACAGGUGUUGACUUCUGCUUCUCAAGUUCCCGCUGCCCCUUUUGAUGGCCAAGCUGGGAAACGGCCGCAGAGCAGGCGGCUGGUGGUGGUGGUCCCAAAUGAGGUGUCCCUGCACCCACAGAGGAUCUACACCAGCGAGGAUGAGGCCUGGAAGACCUAUCUGGAGAACCCGCUGACAGCUGCCACCAAAGCCAUGAUGAGCAUCAAUGGUGAUGAGGACAGCGUGGCGGCCCUCGGCCUGCUCUACGACUACUAUAAGGUUCCUAAGGAUAAGCGGCUACUUUCCAACAGUAAAGGGGCUGAGUCCCCAGAAGAGCAUGAGAAAAGGAGCGGACUGGACGCUGGCACCAGCCACAUGGCUUUGGACGCGCCCAACAAUCGCGUCCAGGUGCUGAAGACGGUUCCCGUCAACCUGUCGCUGAACUCUGAGCACCCGGACGUGAAGCGAGACCCCUACGCGGGGAGCUCCGGCGGCACCGCGCCCGGACCCCUGCUGAAGACCGAGCCGUACGCCCCCUACAGGCUGCCGGGGGAGGGGCAUGCCCGUGGGUAUGACGUCAGCCCCUUCAGCGUGUCACCUGGGUAUCAGGGAGCGUACUGCAAAGGUGAGCAGAGAGGCAGCCCAGACAGCACCUACGAGCAGGAGCGCAAGAAGUUCUGCCCGUCAUCAGUCCUGGGUGCUGAUGCUUUUGUCCACGACCAGUCAGGCAUAGACACCUUCCAGUACGUGCUGGAUGCCACUAAGUCACUGCGACAGAAGCAGCGAGAGGCGCCCAUGACCUAUUUGAACAAGGGCCAGUUUUAUGCAGUGACCCUGAGCGAGACCAGUGCCAACAAGGGCCUGCGUCACCCUAUCAGCAAAGUCAGGAGCGUGAUCAUGGUGGUGUUCAGUCCAGAGAAGAACCGGGAUGAACAGCUGAAAUACUGGAAAUACUGGCACAGCCGGCAGCACACGGCCAAGCAGCGGGUCCUGGACAUCGCUGACUACAAAGAGAGCUUCAACACCAUCGGCAACAUCGAGGAGAUCGCCUACAACGCCGUGUCCUUCACCUGGGACGUGAACGAAGACGCAAAGAUCUUCAUCACAGUUAACUGCCUGAGCACGGACUUCUCCUCCCAGAAGGGUGUGAAAGGACUUCCUCUGACGAUCCAGAUCGACACCUACAGCUAUAACAAUCACAGCAACAAGCCACUUCAUCGAGCGUACACCCAGAUCAAGGUCUUCUGUGACAAGGGCGCGGAGAGGAAGAUCCGGGAUGAGGAGAGGAAGCAGAUCCGAAAGAAAUCCAAAGGGAAAGACGGUGGGCCGGGAGCCCUACCACUGCCCAAGAAGGUGGACUGCACCUACUUCAAGACCAUGACGGACCUGAACUCGCAGCCCGUCCUCUUCAUUCCCGAUGUUCACUUUGGAAACCUGCAGAGGGCAGGGCAGAUCUAUGCCAUCAACACUGAGGAGGUUGAGAAGGAUGGAAGCAUGGUGGUAAAGAGUAUAUUCAGACCAUCUCAGGAUGAAUACAGUGCCUCCCCAUCCAAGCAGAUGAAGGGGGACCUACAGAAGAAAGUGCUCCUGUACGUGAGGAAUGAGUCUGAUGAAGUCUUCGAUGCUUUAGUGUUGAAGUCCCCAACAUUACAGGGUCUCAUGGACGCGAUUUCAGAAAAAUAUGGCAUUCCUAUUGAGAGGAUGGCUAAAGUCUACAAGAGAAACAAAAAAGGGAUUCUGGUCAACAUGGAUGACAACAUUAUCGAGCACUACUCCAAUGAGGAUACAUUCAUUCUGAGCAUCGACCAUCUAGCAGAUGCCUACAAAGUCACACUAACAGAGAUUUGAGUGGCUUUUGAGGGACUGCAGUGUCUUUUGUAGCAUCUGGGUCCAUUUGAAUCGUGGAGGUCAGUGUGGAGAAAGGCCUGGAGCACACCGAAGCCAGCAUCCCCCUUAGACCAGUUCUCUUACACACCUUUUCCAAAUGGACCGAUCUUGUAAAUAUGGUUUUGCCCGAUAGUUUGUCACAUUACUGUGGAUUUUCUGAGUUCUGAAGACCUUGAGCCGGGUUCUGUAAGCCAUCUCUUCAGAGGGAAAACAAUGUUAUUUUUGGUUUCUGGCAUUGCCGUCAUCCAACGAAACGCACUGUUGAGCAUGAAGUGAGGAGGCUUGGUGUUGGCCGGGUCCAAUCCAACCCCAAAAAGACAGCAGAGACCGUGCUGUGGUCUGACGUCACACUUGUAUGUGCUACCAGAGGAACCAUCGGUAAGCGAACAGAAUUUUGAACGGGUCCAGAAGACUGGGCCAGCUGGCCACAGUGCAUUAAGAGCGCUUACAGGGGACAGCACUGUAUCCAUCGUCUGAGCCCUCAGGAACGCAGGUGACCCUCUGUCCUAGUGCAGUGUGCAUCACUGAACAAAGACAUUUAAAGGACAAUCAUGUUUUCUACUUCUCUGUGAAAAAAUGGAGGCAAAUAUUCAGUGUGUUGCUGUUCUAUUGCCUUUGGCGUGGUGGAUAUCUCCCUGCAGCAGCUGUCUUGGAGACCAAUCACAUCUCUGCAGAUCACCUGACCUUCACAGAGAAGCGAAACCCAACUCAGCUUGCUAACAGUGAUCUUAUACUCAUAGGGUUGGACUAAAGAGUACACACCACUUUUGUACUUUUUUAAGGUUUCUUUUUUAAAAGACGUAUUUAUUUUAUUGGUAAUAUAAAAUCUGUAAAUAUGAUGGAUAUGUCUACAUUUGAUGGAGGUACCAAGCAGAGCUGUUACAUGCAGAAAACUCCAGCAGUCAUACUGGUGAGUUUCAUUGUUAACUGUGAUUAAUAACAGGGAUGAGCAGUUAUUAACUGAAACUCCUGAUUGGACUGCAGUGUGUGUGUGUGAGUAUAAGAGAGUGAGUGAGUGAGUGAGUGUCUGUCUUAUUUCCAUCAAAAUAUCAGUGUGGAGAACAGGCCAUCUGACCCAACCCACACAGACACUCAAACAUCUCAUUCUGGCCAAGAUCACGUGAAAAUGUACCUUCAAAAACCUUAGAAAACUGCAGCAGGCAUACUGUUAUAUACUGGAAAGUUUACACUUUGCAUAUAAAAUUUCUCACCAUUUCACAAAAAAAAACACAGAGUAUGAAAAUAAACACACUGCCUGGCAUCUCCUUAA